Erythranthe guttata (spotted monkey flower) is the source of this 1051-nucleotide messenger RNA. Lineage: Eukaryota; Viridiplantae; Streptophyta; Magnoliopsida; Lamiales; Phrymaceae. The record is from RefSeq and is a predicted model, not a curated record.
GAGAGAUUUAUGUUUCAGUUCAUACCCAAGAACAGAGGAGAGAGAGAGAGAGAGAGAGUAGAGAGAGAAGAUGAAUAUAUUCAGGUUAGCAGGGGACAUGACCCAUUUGGCAAGUGUUCUUGUUUUGCUCCUCAAGAUUCACACUAUCAAAUCUUGUGCUGGCAUUUCGUUGAAGACGCAAGAACUCUACGCGAUUGUUUUCGUCACACGAUACUUAGAUCUUGUCACGGAUUACAUCUCACUCUACAACACCCUAAUGAAAUUAAUUUUCUUGGGAAGUUCUUUCUCGAUAGUAUGGUAUAUAAGGCGACAUAAAAUCGUACGAAGAUCGUACGACAAAGAACACGACACGUUUCGCCACUAUUUCCUUAUCCUCCCUUGUUUGCUAUUAGCCCUACUCAUACACCACAAGUUUACUGUCAAAGAGGUAAUGUGGACAUUCUCGUUGUACUUAGAAGCUGUUGCUAUACUUCCUCAGCUAGUUUUGCUGCAGAAAACAAGAAAUAUCGACAAUUUGACUGGUCAAUAUGUUUUUCUCCUCGGUGGGUACCGAACAUUAUAUAUUUUGAACUGGAUUUAUCGCUACUUCACUGAACCACAUUUCGUGCACUGGAUAACUUGGAUUUCAGGGCUGGUUCAAACACUGCUUUAUGCCGAUUUCUUCUAUUACUACUUCCAAAGCUGGAAGAACAAUGUGAAGCUAGAAUUACCUGCUUGAGUAGUUUGUGUUCCACAAUAUCCAACGGCCGACGAAUUAUUGACAAAAUACAUACAAACUCUCUUUAGACACUACACAGUUCCGAAUUUCAGUUUCGCUCGAUUUUUUUUUUUAGCUGUCCUGUGGGUUUGAAAAGAAGUUUAAUUGUAUUUCAAACUUACUCGUACGAUUUUCCCAUCUAGCGCACCGUUUUGUAGCUUAAAGAGCAUUUAAUUUGUAUCUAUAGUCACAUUUGGUUGCGGUUAUAAUUAGCAUCUGAUGUUGAUUCGAAUUUUUCGGGUUCAUGUACCGUAAACCAUUUUAUAAAGCUGUAUAUAUAUUUUUUUUAGUAUG